Messenger RNA from Juglans regia (Persian walnut), 711 nucleotides. RefSeq names its product 65-kDa microtubule-associated protein 9-like. Gene Ontology annotation, biological process: microtubule cytoskeleton organization; cytokinesis by cell plate formation. The record is from RefSeq and is a predicted model, not a curated record. NCBI's taxonomy places the organism in Eukaryota, Viridiplantae, Streptophyta, Magnoliopsida, Fagales, Juglandaceae. Bases 1 to 711 code for a protein of 236 amino acids. Gene Ontology annotation, cellular component: spindle; cytoplasm. The transcript has 2 exons. Gene Ontology annotation, molecular function: microtubule binding.
AUGACAAAUGAACCGAAAGAUGAAGAUCUUGUAGAGGAAGGAAAAGAGACGGCAGACGAAGUGGAGAAGGUAAUAGAGUCAACAGAAGAUUCCGCCGCUGUCAACCUAAGAGAGAAAUCCUCGGUGGAGUCUCAUGACCAAGAAUGUUUAGAAGUAUGCAGGAGAAAGCAAUCUGUUCAAAAUACUGGAAGCUUGAAGGAAGAGCUCAGUAGAAUUCUUCCACAAUUGGAGGAGAUGCGGAAAAGGAAAUCUGAGAGAAGAAAUCAAUUCCUAGAAACCCAAGAGCAGAUACAGAAGAUCUCAAACGAGAUCUAUGGAUCCACAGAGUGUAUUUCAUCCGUGUUGGUAGUGGAUGAAAGUGAUUUGUCCUUGAGAAAGCUUGAGGAGUUGCACAGGGAGCUGCAUGAACGUCAAAAGGAGAAGCGUGAUCGCCUGAGGCAGGUUCAGGAACAGGUGUGUGCCUUGAAUUCGCUUUGCUCAAUGCUUGGUGUGGAUUCUAAGAAGAUACUAACUGAAGUUCAUCCAAGUUUACGAGACUCUGAAAGGUCCACGAAUCUAAGUAAUUGUACGAUUGAGCAGUUGGCUGCUGCGAUACAAAAAUGGCGAGAGGUUAAACUACAGAGAAUGCAGAGGCUCCAAGAUCUUGGAGCUCUGGAAUUUGAUGGAUACACCAAUGGAAGAGCAACAAAUGUUUCAGAAUGUUACUUGUAA